Messenger RNA from Etheostoma spectabile (orangethroat darter), 1758 nucleotides. RefSeq names its product coagulation factor IXa (gene f9a). The coding region runs from base 71 to 1663 and encodes 530 amino acids. Lineage: Eukaryota; Metazoa; Chordata; Actinopteri; Perciformes; Percidae. The transcript has 8 exons. The record is from RefSeq and is a predicted model, not a curated record. Gene Ontology annotation, molecular function: serine-type endopeptidase activity; calcium ion binding. Gene Ontology annotation, biological process: blood coagulation; proteolysis. Gene Ontology annotation, cellular component: extracellular region.
GUGUGUGUGUGUGUGUGUGUGUGUGUGUGUGUGUGUGUGUGUGUGUUUAUGGAUACCAGAGCUGUUUGAAAUGGCACUAGUUUCUUUGUCUGGCUUAUGUGUUCUGCUUUUUGACUUUCAGCUCUGCUUUGGAGCUCCAGCCUCAGGCCCAGUGUUCCUGUCCGGUCAGACAGCCAACAGUGUUCUGCAGAGACACAAACGCUACAACACUGGUGUAUUUGAGGAGCUGCUGAAAGGCAACUUGGAGAGAGAGUGUAUGGAGGAAGUAUGUAACCUCGAGGAGGCCAGGGAGAUCUUUGAGAAUGAUACACAGACAAUGGAUUUCUGGGAGGGAUAUGAAGAUGGCAAUCAGUGUAAAUCAAGACCAUGUCUGAACCAUGGGUCAUGCAAAGACAACAUUGGCUACUACACCUGCACAUGUCCGUCUGGCUUCACUGGUAUGAACUGUGAGAUUGUUAUAGAAAAAAGGUGUGAUGUAAAUAACGGACACUGCAUGCACUUCUGUGAAUCAAUGGGAACCAUGGGAGCAAAAUGUUCCUGUGCAAGGGGAUACAGGCUGAUGCAUGACGGUGUUAAAUGUGAACCAGAAGUUGAAUUUCCAUGUGGCAGAACUGCCCUGACAGAGAUUGGUGGAGUAUCCAGAAGGUUGCUGUUCAGCAAUGGAAAUGCAAGUCUGCGGAACACCACUUCACUGACCAACAUCACCACUAUUGCAUCCCCUUCCUCAAUUCCAGCCCCAACCUCGGUGCCUUUUCCUGCCACAAAUGACUCUGUAAAAAACAAGUCCAGAAAGAAAUUACCCCUGUGGGUGUAUCGUGACACUGAAGUCCCCAUUGAGGUCCCCACUGAGGUCCAAACUGAGGUCCCCACUGAGGAGCCAAUUAGGCCUUUUAAACGCAUCGUAGGUGGUGAGAUGGUAAUCCCAGGGGAGAUCCCAUGGCAGGUAGCCUUGAUAGCGCGUCCCAGUGGUGAGAUAUUCUGUGGGGGCUCCAUUGUCAGUGAACAGUGGGUUAUCACUGCUGCUCAUUGCCUGGUGGAGGCAAAAGGCGCCUACUUCAUCAGAGUAGGAGAGCACAACAUCUACAUCAACGAGGGCACAGAACAGGAUUAUGACGUGAAGAGGCAGCAUGUGCACCCUCGAUACAACAGCAGUGUAAGCUUGUACAACCAUGACAUCGCCCUGCUGUACCUUAAAAGCCCCAUCACCUUCUCCACAACUGUCCGACCCAUCUGCAUCGGACCCAGGGCUUUUAUUGAGGCCCUAGUGAAGGAGUCUUCCCCAGCCACUGUCAGUGGUUGGGGGCGAACACGCUUCCUCGGGUUCACAGCUAACACUUUGCAGAAAGUUGAGGUUCCCUUCACAGAUCGAACAGAGUGUAAGCGGCGCAGCAGUGCCAGGAUCACUAGCGUGAUGUUUUGCGCAGGAUACUAUAAUGAGGCCAAAGAUGCCUGUCAGGGGGACAGUGGAGGUCCCCACACAAACAGUAUUCAUGACACUUGGUUCCUUACGGGCAUUGUGAGCUGGGGGGAAGAAUGUGCAAAGCAGGGGAAAUAUGGUGUGUACACCCGGAUGUCCCUUUAUUACAGCUGGAUCAACCAUGUUAUGGGCUUAACUAAACACAGGCUAGCAUUUGAUGUGGAGGAUCCUGACCCUGAAAUUUAAAGGUUAUAGAUUUUAAAAAUAAAACUGAUUAACAAAUGUUCAAAUCUUCUUUUUGCUUUCAACUUCAAAGGAUAUAAGUUAGGUAUACAUAACUA